AUGUAUACAGAAUCCAGUGACUAUAAACACUUACCCAUUCUUGAGUUCCAUCUUGGGACACAAGGCCACUACUCAGAUGGAGAACAUGAGAAGACUGAGUUGACUGGUCUGUUUUUGGAGAAGCCAGUAGAUGCAGUGGCCAUUACAGGGAAAGAUGCAACGUUUAUAGCUAAGGUGGAUGCCUCCAAUCUGCCCAGGAAGCCCACAUUGAAGUGGUUGAAGGGAAAGUGGCUUGACCUCGGCAGUAAAGCAGGAAAACACUUGCAGUUUAAAGAGACCUAUGACAGGAAUACUAAGGUGUAUACUUAUGAGAUGAAGUUAGUGAAAGUGAAGCCAGGCGAUGCAGGAGGUUACAGGUGUGAAGUGACAGCAAAAGAUAAAUGUGACAGCUGCACCUUUGAGAUCUCUGUAGAAGCUGCUGAACAAGAUCAAUCCCAGGACAUUCUUUCUGCCUUUAAACGAGCUGAUGCGGGUGAGGAUGAAGGAGAGCUGGACUUCAGCGCUUUGCUCAAAGCCACUAAAAAGCCUAAGAAACAGACACAAGUAGUUGAUGAGAACGAGAUUUGGGAGCUGUUGAAAAAUGCCCACCCAAGUGAAUAUGAGAAAAUUGCAUUUAAAUAUGGAAUCACCGAUCUGAGAGGAAUGCUGAAACAUCUGAAGAAGUUGAAGCCUGUUGAGCAAAAACACAGUGAAGCAUUUCUGAAACGUUUGGAAGAGUUUUACUCUGUAAUGAAGGGAAAGAAAGUUGUGCUUCGUGUGGAGGUUGCAGAUCCCAAUGCUGAGGUCAAAUGGCUCCGAAAUGGACAGGAGAUUAAACCUUCAGCCAAAUAUAUUAUGGAAGCCAGUGGGAAUGUCCGCACUCUUACAAUUAAUAAAUGCACCCUGGCUGAUGAUGCAGCUUACGAGUGUGUGAUUGGAGAAGAUAAGUGUUUCACUGAGAUCUAUGUGAAAGAGCCACCAGUUACAAUUACAAAGCUGCUGGACGACUAUCAGGUGGUGGUCGGAGAGAGGGUGGAGUUCGAGAUAGAGGUUUCAGAGGAAGGAGCACAUGUCAUCUGGUGCUAUGAGGAUCAGGAGCUGAGCCGUGAUGAUAAGAAUAUACACUAUCGCUUUAAGAAAGAUGGGGUGCGCCACACACUGAUAAUUCAGGAGGCCACCCUGGAUGAUACAGGAAUGUACCAUGCCUUCACCACCGGGGGACACACUAAAGGAGAGCUGAUUGUGGAGGAGAAGGAGUUGGAGAUUUUACAGAGUAUAGCUGACCUGACAGUGAAGUCAGCUGAGCAGGCCAUGUUUAAGUGUGAGGUCUCAGAUGAGAAAGUGACAGGAAAGUGGUUUAAAGAUGGCGUGGAAGUUCUGGCGAGUGACCGCAUCAAAAUCACACACAUUGGCCGGAUUCAUCGUUUGACUAUAGAUGAUGUGAAGCCGAGUGAUGCUGGUGAUUAUACGUUUGUUCCAGAUGGCUACGCUCUAUCCAUCUCCGCCAAACUCAACUUCCUGGAAAUCAAGAUUGACUAUGUGCCAAGGCAAGAACCUCCUAAGAUCCAUCUUGAUGUAUCGGGCAACAUUGUCUCUCAAAACACAAUUAUAGUUGUCGCUGGAAACAAGCUUCGCCUUGAUGUUGAGAUCACAGGAGAGCCUGCCCCUACUGUGUGCUGGAAGAAGGGCGAAGAACAAGUAACAGCGACAGAAGGGCGUGUCAGAGUUGAGACUAGGACAGGCCUGAGCUCAUUUGUCAUUGAGGGGGCAGAGAGAGAUGAUGAAGGAAACUACUGCAUCACUGUGACUAAUCCAGCAGGAGAGGAUAAAGCUAACCUGUUCAUCAAAAUAGUGGAUGUUCCUGACCCUCCUGAACAUGUGAAGUGUAUCGCAGUAGGAGAGGACUGCGCUACUAUCACCUGGGAGGCACCCAAAUUCGAUGGAGGGGCCCCACUUAAGGGUUAUCUGAUGGAGAGGAAGAAAAAAGGAUCAUCACGAUGGACAAAACUGAACUUUGAUGUGUAUGAGGACACAAAGUAUGAAGCAAAGAGAAUGAUCGAGGGAAUUCUAUAUGAGAUGAAAGUUUAUGCCGUCAAUGGUAUCGGAGUCUCAGCACCAAGUGUCAACUCCAAACCUUUCAUGCCAAUUGCUCCUACUAGUGAGCCCACCAAGCUAACGGUUGAAGAUGUGACUGACACAACAUGCUCUUUGAAAUGGCUGGCUCCAGAAAAAAUUGGCGCUGGUGGUUUGGAUGGAUAUGUCAUUGAAUACUGCAAAGAGGGAGAUACGGAGUGGCAGGUGGCAAAUACUGAGCUGGUGGACCGUCAGAACUAUGUGGUAAGGAAUUUGCCAACAGGAGAGAAGAUGAAUUUCCGUGUUGUAGCGGUGAAUAUUGCAGGCCAAAGCCCUCCUGCAUUCCUUGCCCAGCCUGUCACAGUCAGGGAGAUCAUGGAGCAUCCUAAAAUCCGCCUUCCUCGCCAUCUGAGAACCAAAUACAUCAAGAGAGUGGGAGAAACCAUCAACCUGGUCAUUCCCUUUCAGGGUAAACCUCGCCCUGUGGCUCAGUGGUUGAAGGAUGGAGAACCAAUCGAUCCUAAAAAAGUGGGAGUCAGAAACUCCAAUGUUGACUCAGUGUUGUUCAUUCGGACAGCAGAUAGAGAACAUUCAGGAAAAUAUACAUUAGUUCUCCAAAUUGAGGGCAUGGAAGACCGCGCCACUAUCGACAUCCGUGUUGUGGAUAAGCCAGGGCCACCUAUUGCUGUAAAAGUGACAGAUGUUUGGGGCUUUAAUGCGGCACUGGAGUGGAAGCCCCCUAAAGAUGAUGGAAACUGUGAGAUCACCGGCUACACCAUCCAGAAAGCUGAUAUGAAAACCAAGGAGUGGUUUACUGUGUACGAGCACAACCGCCGCCCUAACUGCACUGUGUCUGAUCUGGUGAUGGGGAACCAGUACAUGUUCCGUGUGUUCAGUGAGAACCUCUGUGGCUUGAGUGAGGACCCAUGUGUAAGCAAGGACAAGGCCACCAUCAGCAAGUCGGGUCUGGAGAUUAAGCGUGCUCCAUUUAAAGAAAGAGACAUGAACUGUGCACCAAAAUUUACCACCCCGUUAGUAAACAGAUCUGCAGUCCAAGGUUAUAGUACUGCCAUCAGCUGCUCCGUGAAAGGAUUUCCAAAGCCUAAGAUUAUCUGGAUGAAGAACAGGAUGAUAAUCGGUGACGAGCCAAAGUACCUGAUGCAGAACAAUCAGGGAGUAUUAACACUGAACAUCCGCAAACCGAGCCCCUUCGAUGGAGGAAAAUACGGCUGCAUGGCUGUUAACGACCUUGGACAAGAUGAAGUGGAGUGUACACUUGAGAUCAAAGCUGUCACUGUGGAGAAGAAGGACUGAACAGAAGUAAAAAAAACUAAAAAUGGGUGAAUGAAGACAUGAAGAUUUACUUAAAAAAAAUUUUAAACACAACUUCAAUUGAUGGAGUAGAAAAAUAAACAUUGACUGUGGUUUCA
This is a messenger RNA of Clarias gariepinus (North African catfish), 3482 nucleotides long. It is a transcript of the gene mybpc2b, whose product is annotated as myosin binding protein Cb. The transcript is spliced from 28 exons. Gene Ontology annotation, molecular function: protein binding. The record is from RefSeq and is a predicted model, not a curated record. NCBI's taxonomy places the organism in Eukaryota, Metazoa, Chordata, Actinopteri, Siluriformes, Clariidae. The coding region runs from base 1 to 3366 and encodes 1121 amino acids.